Molecule: messenger RNA, 591 nt
Organism: Histoplasma capsulatum G186AR
Lineage: Eukaryota; Fungi; Ascomycota; Eurotiomycetes; Onygenales; Ajellomycetaceae
Exons: 3
Coding region: 1-591 (196 amino acids)
Source: RefSeq, a predicted model, not a curated record
AUGAUAGGACUCUGCUCUCCACACUCGCCCAUCUCCAACCCAUCGAACCCAAUCGCACCCCGCCGCGGUUACCAACUUAACUCCGUCUGGUACCCGAUGGUACUUUUCAAACUCUGUGCGGUGAGGUGGACGCAUCACGCAUCCUUCUCCUUUUCCAUCCACGGGAAGGAAAUCAGACAUUCUCGCGAUCCUGCAUUGCGAUUUGUGCGUUGCACCCGUGAUGCACCCGGCCUGGUCAAACGAAGGAAACACGAGAGUAGCCAGGAAGUCAUCGAGUCGAGUCGUGCUUGGUCAAGAGGCAAAAAGGAGCUCGAUCACUCACGUCUCUCUUCUGGCAGCCAUAACUUGCUUCACCGUUCUUCUCUGGCCGGGCCAGGGGACUGGGAACCCGUAGGUUGGGUCGAAUCGGAGCCUCGACAUCCUGGUUGUGCCCGUGAACAAGCCCUGUGCCGCCUCCUCAUCAUUUUUACAAAGUGGUUUUGCGAAAGAAAAAAACAACCGAAAAGGAAAAAAACAGAAAAGGGCAAGGCGACUAGCCGUGGGACAUCCGGCUCCCCGCCAGACUCCCACCGCCCAAACCUGCGCAAGUGA